Molecule: messenger RNA, 980 nt
Organism: Nothobranchius furzeri (turquoise killifish)
Lineage: Eukaryota; Metazoa; Chordata; Actinopteri; Cyprinodontiformes; Nothobranchiidae
Product: dehydrogenase/reductase SDR family member 11
Source: RefSeq, a predicted model, not a curated record
CGUAUUACGUAACUUCUGCGUGGUCCAAGUGCAACCGGGGGUCACGGAGAGGUCACGCUCUUGCUCCGGUCUCCUGUCUGCCGUCAUGGAUCGCUGGAAGAGCCGGACGGCUCUGGUAACCGGAGCCUCGGUCGGUAUCGGUGCGGCCAUCGCUAAAGAGCUGGUCCGGUUCGGCAUGACGGUGUUGGGUUGCGCCAGGAACGUAGAGAAGAUCCAGAAACUAGCUGCAGAGUGUCAGAGUGCAGGUUACCCCGGCGUCCUGAUUCCUCUCAAAUGUGACUUGAGCAACGUGGAGGAGAUCCAGUCCAUGUUCUCACACAUCAGAUCUCAGCACAAAGGCGUAGACGUGUGCGUCAGCAACGCAGGUCUGGCUCAUCCUGAGUCGCUGCUCAGUGGAAAAACCAGCGGCUGGAAGAACAUGCUGGAUGUGAACGUUCUGGCUCUGAGCAUCUGCGCACGAGAGGCGUACCAGUCCAUGAAGGAGAGGAGCGUUGAUGAUGGGCACAUCAUCAACCUAAACAGCAUGUGUGGACACCGAAUCCUUCCAAACGCCGACAUCCAUUUCUACACGGCCACCAAGUACGCGGUGACCGCCCUGACCGAAGGCCUGAGGCAGGAGCUGAGGGAGGCCAAGACUCACAUCAGAGCCACAUGCAUUUCUCCAGGUUUAGUGGAGACCGAAUUCGCUCCUCGUCUUUACAGCCAGGACCCAGUCAAAGCUGCAAACAUCUACUCUCAUUAUAAGGCUCUGGAAGCGAUCGACAUUGCCAACGCGGUCGUAUACGUCCUGAGCGCCCCCCCUCAUGUCCAGAUCGGAGACAUUCAGAUGCGAUCUUCAGAGCAAGUGACAUAGCGUCUGAUGGCUGGAUCUACUCCAAAAUCCCUGAUGGGAUGAAUUCAUCACAUCUGCAAUCAGAGUCACAGAUGAAAAACCUGUAAUAAAAAAAAAAUUACAACACAAAUAAAUAAUUUUGCAAUUA